GUUGUUAAAAAAUGCAAAUCAUACUUUUUGUCUUGGUGUGUUCGAUUUAUUUGGUGUCAUGUGUAAUUAAUUAUUGUCCACAGUACAAUAAACCAACAGUAAGUGAUGGCGGUGAUAGAGUUAAAUCGUUUCUGGCAUUCAGUGCAAAGUUGAUAUCUAAAUUUGAGAAUAAAGCUGGCAGACUUGUCCAACUCCCUGCUGCUUUACUGGCUGAAAAUGCGGAUGUUGUAUGUCUAAAUGAGGUGUUUUUACAAAAUGAUAUAUCGACUAUAUUUAACAACGUUAAGCAUAAAUAUCCUUACGUUUACAGCUCCAUUCACGAUGGAACGACAAAUAACUUCUUAACUGCGAAUUCAUCUCCUUGUCCAUUUUUUCUAAGAAUGAAGCUUUUGGUAUGCAUGGUACAAUGCGCUGGAAUAACAGACAUUAAAGGAAUUAUAGAAUGUGACAAAGAAAAUAAAUGCAAUGCUUGGAAAAACCUGAAACAAGAAUGCAUUACUUGUGCGGGAGCUGUAGGAGCAAUACAUGUGACAUCAUGUGUUAAAAAACAGCAAGUUAAUGUUGCUGGUAAUAUGAUUCUUAGUAAAUAUCCAAUUACAAAAGCAGAAUCGACAUUCUUUGUAAGCGAUAAACAGGCCAACAGACAAGGAAAAUUAAUUGUUGAAAUUGCUGGACGUACUAUUGCUUGUACAAAAAUGCAAACCGCUUUGAGUGAUGCUUAUUAUGAACCUGAAACAAAGCAACUGUUUUCCUCAUCUUGGGCUUUAGAGAACCUCUCACAAGCUAAGUGCAUAUUGUCAAACUUUGAACAGCAAGAAAAGGUCAUACUGAUGGGCGACCUUGAGUGUGGACCGGCAAUUCCCUCUAAUAACAUAAGAAAAGACCACGAAGUUUCAUACAACAACUUGACUGUCCAGUUCGAUUCUCCAUAUGUUAGUGAUGUUGGUCAGAAAACAAGUAGGGGUGCAAAUAUUAUUACUUCACACGUGAUGCAGAAAGGUUACAACGGUCAUCAUUCUUGCUCGCGUGUUCUUGGUGGCAAAUACAAUGGAAUAGAACUUUCGAAUCAGUUCGGUGUUAAAUGUACCAUAGCAUCGUAAUGCUGCAGAUUGAUAAAAUAACGUGUCAUGUUUAAAUAAAGUGUUGAACAGCAAAC
Molecule: messenger RNA, 1156 nt
Organism: Mytilus californianus (California mussel)
Lineage: Eukaryota; Metazoa; Mollusca; Bivalvia; Mytilida; Mytilidae
Exons: 6
Coding region: 12-1100 (362 amino acids)
Source: RefSeq, a predicted model, not a curated record